Somion occarium is the source of this 1800-nucleotide messenger RNA. NCBI's taxonomy places the organism in Eukaryota, Fungi, Basidiomycota, Agaricomycetes, Polyporales, Cerrenaceae. The record is from the annotation of a GenBank genome assembly.
GGAACGGCAGCUCCACCAGUAUAUACCAAACAGCUCCUUCAACGUCGCCCUAUCCUUUCUUUGUGUAGAAUGCAUACAUGCAAGGGGAUGAAGACAUAUCACACUAGCAGGUUGCACCGUGGUUGACUACACAUUGUCUUGUGAUAUAGGGCGUUGCUUACACCAGCAACGAAUCAAUGUGGUAUCGUAUACUCCUAAAAUGGUAUCCGAUACGUGCAUCUCUCUGCUCUGGACCUUCCAAAUGGGGUCCGGAUAUCCAGGAUCAUCAAUUAGCGCUCACCUACGACAGCGCAAGAUAUGCCUCAGGUAACUCAAUCUGUAACGCGUUUAAGUGCUAUUUGUAUCACAGGAUGAGUGGACUUUGUGCUUGCUGAGUCAGGCUUUCUGUAGCGAUGGCCGGGAUUACCGGCUACCGUAUAAAUGAGCUAGCUGCCAAUUGCGAUGCACUAACAUAUCGGUGUCUCCUAUAUCACCGAACAUGAAAGAGGUCCUCCUUGUAGGUCUGGGUGCAGUGGGUGCAGUAUAUGCACUGGUCCUCAAGAAGAGCGGAGCGGCUCGAGUCACCGUGGUGGCCAGAAGUAAUUAUGAGAUCGUGAAAUCUGAGGGGAUCCAUUUUAAGAGCCAACGAUAUGGUGAUGUCGCCGGUUGGCGACCGGAUCGAUUAUGCAGAUCUGUAGAAGAAGCUUCUGAUCAGGUCUACUCACACGUUCUUGUAACCACUAAGACGGUACCCGAAGUUCAGACCACACCUCAACUUCUAGCUCCGCUGUUGUCACCUCCUUAUACGGACAAGUUCCCUGUUCCCGUAUUUGUCUUGCUGCAAAACGGACUCAAUAUCCACCUGGAACUCUUUCAGACCCUGAAAAAGCUUAGGCCAUUCGAAGAUCCGAAGAUCAUCAGUGGCUCACUUUGGAUCGGCACGAGGCUCGCUGCCAAAAAUGUUGUGGAACAUAGUUACUUCGAUCGAGUCCAUCUGGGAGUAUGUCGUUCCACGCCAAACAUACUCUUCAACACGGAAGAAGAAACCGCUACGCUCAACGAGAUUGGCGAUAUGAUGAAAGCGGGAGGAUCAGACAUUAUCAUUGUACCUGAAAUCCAACGCGUCAAAUUCGAGAAGAACAUUGUGAACUGUGUGAUAUCACCAUCCACAUCUCUUCCUCGUUAUCCUAUGCAGACCGUUUUCCGGCCUCCACAAGUCACUGUCGAAUCUCCAGAGCUUCCACCUACCACUCCGUAUGCUAACGUCUACGACGUGUUUAUCCCUGCUUCUUACCCCAUCAUCGCCGAGAAUACUAUCCCUUUCCUUCACGAUGCGUUUGCUGAAGUCGCUGCCGUGGGCAAUGCUCUUUUUCCUCCUACCGCAGAAGGGCCUGUGUUCGGCAAGAAGACUGCACUGAAUGUAUUGAAGAGCAUCGCGGACAUUGCUUCCAAAGCUACAAGUACUGAGAGGCUGAGUAUGCAUGUGGAUGUGGAGAUGGGCAGACCAACGGAGUUAGAGGUGAUUGUUGGCGAGGUUGUCCAUGCUGGCAGGAAGCUCGGAGUCUCCACACCUCGUCUGGAGACUCUAUAUGCCUUGAUGGCAGUCGUUCAAACGCAACUCCUUCGGGCGAGGGAAAACCACAAAUGAAGAUGCACACGUACCUAGACUGAGACACGUUAGCUCACAACCAUGGAUACAUCGAUACGUUUUGACAACACACUAAAGUAACUUACAGUUGCUCGCUUUGGUUGGAGAUGAAAUUUCUGUCAUUAUACGUCUACCCAAUCAACAUGUUAGAAUGCUCUGUAAUACUAAAAGCU